AUGGCGGGAAAAAUGGUGCUGUACAAGUUGGUGGUCCUAGGCGACGGUGGCGUGGGGAAGACCGCUUUGACGAUCCAGCUCUGCCUGCAACACUUUGUCGAAACCUACGACCCCACGAUUGAGGAUUCCUACCGCAAGCAAGUCGUCAUUGACGGGCAAGCAUGCAUGCUCGAAGUCCUCGACACCGCCGGCCAAGAAGAGUACACAGCCCUUCGGGAUCAAUGGAUUCGAGACGGAGAAGGCUUCGUCCUCGUCUACAGCAUCUCAUCACGGUCGUCCUUUUCACGCAUUAAGCGGUUUCACCAUCAGAUCCAGCGAGUCAAGGAAUCAUGUGCAUCCUCACCGUCAUACCCGGGCUCCCCAAUUUCGGCAGCUAGCCCGCAAGCCCCCGUGCCCAUCAUGCUCGUCGGCAACAAGAGCGACAGAGUUACCGAGAGGGAAGUGUCAACACAAGAAGGCCACGCCCUGGCCCGCGAGCUCGGCUGCGAGUUCGUCGAGGCGUCGGCCAAGAACUGCAUCAAUGUCGAGAAGGCUUUUUACGACGUUGUCAGAAUACUUCGGAGGCAGCGCCAGGCAGCCUCGCGGCCCCAACCGGGCGGACGGAGCAGCACCCGGCCGACCAACGGCGACGCCGGUGCGAGGUACGACGACAAGGAGGGCGGCGAUCGUUAUCGUCGCAAAGUGGGCAGACGGGAAGGCAAGAGUAAAUGCGUCGUCUUGUGA
Molecule: messenger RNA, 723 nt
Organism: Colletotrichum higginsianum IMI 349063
Lineage: Eukaryota; Fungi; Ascomycota; Sordariomycetes; Glomerellales; Glomerellaceae
Product: Ras-2 protein
Exons: 2
Coding region: 1-723 (240 amino acids)
Biological process (GO): signal transduction
Cellular component (GO): plasma membrane
Molecular function (GO): GTPase activity; GDP binding; GTP binding
Source: RefSeq, a predicted model, not a curated record